AUUCUCUUCGCAGGGUUCUACACACCUUCCUCGUGUCUUAUUUGUCAGUAUCACGUCAUAAACAUAGAAAAGACCUGGACUGAUGCCCAGAGUUACUGCAGAGAGAAAUACACUGACCUGGCUACAGUAGAUGACAUGGAGGACCUGAACAGGCUGAUUACCAGUGCCAAUGACUAUAAAUUCUGGUACUGGAUUGGACUGAAGAAGGGAGACUCAAUGAAGUGGCACUGGUCUCUGGCAGACAGACGUUUCUACAGAGAGGGGGAGACUGAGUUCAGAAACUGGGACACUGGGACACCCCAAAAUGGCAACUGUGUUUUUAUGAGUACAGCUGGGUUGUGGAACAACGCCUCCUGUGAUGACCAGCAUCACUUCAUCUGUUAUGAUGGAAAACAAGGCACCAACCUAACAUACGUCUUACUUCAGGAGAACAAGACCUGGAUAGAUGCUCAGAGUUACUGCAGACAGUAUCACACAGACCUGGUCAGUGUGAGAAACCAGACUGAGAACACAGAGAUAAAUAAGAAGAUAACACUGAGGGGACUUCCUGUGUGGAUCGGUCUGUUUCUAGACUCCUGGAGAUGGUCAGACCAGAGUGACUCCUCAUUCAGAAACUGGUUGCCAGGAUGGCUUUCAACAGAACAGACAUACAACUGCACUCUGGUGCAUUCUAAUCCUUCUUCUUCAAAUCACGCUAAAAUGAGAAAUUAUCCCUCUGAUGACACCUUUCCUUUCAUCUGCUCCGCUGUGGAGACCACAACGACUACAGCGACCACAACUAUCCCCCUGCCCACGACCACGACAACCCCCCUGCCCACAACCACGACUACCCCCCUGCCCACGACCACGACUACCCCCAUGCCCACGACCACGACUACCCCCCUGCCCACGACCACGACUACCCCCCUGCCCACGACCACGACUGCCCCCAUGCCCACGACCACGACUACCCCCCUGCCCACGACCACGACUACCCUGAUGCCCACGACCACAACUACCCCCCUGCCCACGACCACGACUAACCCGAUGCCCACAACCAUGACUACCCCGAUGCCCACAACCACGACUACCUCCCUGCCUACGACUACCCCCUUGCCCACGACCACGACUACCCCCCUGCCCACGACCACGACUACCCCGAUGCCCACGACCACGACUACUCCCCUGCCCACGACUACCCCCCUGCCCACGACAACGACUACCCCCCUGCCCACGACCACGACUACCCCCAUGCCCACAACCAUGACUAUCCCCCUGCCCACAACCAAGACUACCCCCAUGCCCACAACCAUGACUACCCCCCUGCCCACGACCAAGAAAGCUCAACUGAAGAGACAGGUGGUGAGAGUGAAGAUGACCCCAAAGGAUCAAAAUCUGAACCUCAGAGAUCUUGCUGUUCAGGACGCCAUCUUACAAGAGAUAAGAGACAAGCUGAAGGAGCAGGGGUUACCUGCAGACACCAAAGUGACAUGGAAAAAGCAGCCUGAUGGGAAGGUCUUCCACAAGGAGGAAGAGGGGUCUCCCAAGAAAGAAGAGGAGGAGAAGAAGACGAAGAGGAUGAAGAAGAGGAUGAUGACAAAAAGAGAACUCUAUGUUGCCCAGUGUUGGCAGCUCAUAUCUGGGUUCUACACACCUUCCUCGUGUCUUAUUUGUCAGUAUCACGUCAUAAACAUAGAAAAGACCUGGACUGAUGCCCAGAGUUACUGCAGAGAGAAAUACACUGACCUGGCUACAGUAGAUGACAUGGAGGACCUGAACAGGCUGAUUACCAGUGCCAAUGACUAUAAAUUCUGGUACUGGAUUGGACUGAAGAAGGGAGACUCAAUGAAGUGGCACUGGUCUCUGGCAGACAGACGUUUCUACAGAGAGGGGGAGACUGAGUUCAGAAACUGGGACACUGGGACACCCCAAAAUGGCAACUGUGUUUUUAUGAGUACAGCUGGGUUGUGGAACAACGCCUCCUGUGAUGACCAGCAUCACUUCAUCUGUUAUGAUGUAUUACAUUUUGCUUUUGCAGGAAAACAAGUCACCAACCUAACAUACGUCUUAAUUCAGGAGAACAAGGCCUGGAUAGAUGCUCAGAGUUACUGCAGACAGUAUCACACAGACCUGGUCAGUGUGAGAAACCAGACUGAGAACACAGAGAUAAAUAAGAAGAUAACACUGAGGGGACUUCCUGUGUGGAUCGGUCUGUUUCUAGACUCCUGGAGAUGGUCAGACCAGAGUGACUCCUCAUUCAGAAACUGCUGUGGAGACCACAACGACUACAGCGACCACAACUAUCCCCCUGCCCACGACCACGACUACCCCCCUGCCCACAACCACGACUACCCCCCUGCCCACGACCACGACUACCCCCAUGCCCACGACCACGACUACCCCCCUGUCCACGACCACGACUACCCCCCUGCCCACAACCACGACUACCCCCAUGCCCACGACCACGACUACCCCUCUGCCCACGACCACGACUACCCUGAUGCCCACGACCACGACUACCCCCCUACCACGACUACCCCGAUGCCCACGACCAUGACUACUCCCCUGCCCACGACUACCCUCCUGCCCACGACAACGACUACCCCCCUGCCCACGACCACGACUACCCCCAUGCCCACAACCAUGACUAUCCCCCUGCCCACAACCAAGACUACCCCCAUGCCCACAACCAUGACUACCCCCCUGCUCACGACCAAGAAAGCUCAACUGAAGAGACAGGUGGUGAGAGUGAAGAUGACCCCAAAGGAUCAAAAUCUGAACCUCAGAGAUCUUGCUGUUCAGGACGCCAUCUUACAAGAGUGGUGGCGUCGUGUCCGGGGGCCGCCACCGAUGGAACCGGGGGUGCCUAAGCCAGUUUGUCUGGCUGUCACGCCGAAGCUGGCUCUAGCGGUUCCUUGCCCCGGUUGGCUCGGAAGGCGCCAAUCCCACGUCAGGCCUCAGUCGGAUCGUCAGGUUUUUCACCCAGCCGGCUCUUCAGGCUGGUACGCCUUCUCCGGAUCAUUGACUUCCCACACCUCAGCGGUAUCGACAGGCCUUCCUGCCUCAGCCAGAUUGUCAGGCUCCUAUGCAUCAGCCGGCUCACCAGACUCUCACGCCUCUGCCGGUUCGUCAGGAUAUCACACCCAGCCGGCUUGUACCGUGCCCGUGCCUCGGCCAGCCCGUCAGGCUCCCCCAGGAAAACAAGACACCAACCUAACAUAUGUCUUAAUUCAGGAGAACAAGGCCUGGAUAGAUGCUCAGAGUUACUGCAGACAGCAUCACACAGACCUGGUCAGUGUGAGGAACCAGACUGAGAACACAGAGAUAGAGAAGAAGAUUUCCCUGAUGGGACUUCCUGUGUGGAUCGGUCUGUUUCUAGACUCCUGGAGAUGGUCAGACCAGAGUGACUCCUCAUUCAGAAACUGGUUGCCAGGAUGGCCUUCAACAGAUCAGGGAUACACCUGCACUCUGAUGUCUUCUAAUCGUUAUUAUUAUGAUUAUUAUUAUUAUUAUUAUGCUCCAUGGAUAAAUCAUCCCUGUGGCCUCAACUGUCCUUUCAUCUGCUAUGGUCCAGCUGUGGAGACCCCUGAGAAACCUCAACUGAAGAGACAGGUGGUGAGAAUGAAGAUGACCCCAAAGGAUCAACAUCUGAACAUCAGCGAUCCUGCUGUUCAAGACACCAUCUUACAAGAUAUAAGGAACAAGCUGAAGGAGCAGGGGUUACCUGCAGACAUCAAAGUGACAUGGAAAAAGCAGCCUGAUGGGAAGGUCUUCCACAAGGAGGAAGAGGGGUCUCCCAAGAAAGAAGAGGAGAAGAAGAUGAAGAGGAAGAUGACAAAGAGAGAACUCUAAUUAUGUUAAAUGUUCUCCUAACUUUUCUCUUUUUUAAAUUUAGAUUAAUUAUCUGUACUGGGAUGUAUUUUCUGAACCUAAU
Molecule: messenger RNA, 3913 nt
Organism: Oncorhynchus mykiss (rainbow trout)
Lineage: Eukaryota; Metazoa; Chordata; Actinopteri; Salmoniformes; Salmonidae
Source: RefSeq, a predicted model, not a curated record